AUGACGUUGCUGGACGACGUGCAGAAGAUCAAGUUGCAGCUGUUCCACUGCCUCCAGCGUCGCCAUCGGGAUGCGUGGAAGCACUACUGGAGCUCAUUUCAUCUCUAUAUGGUCGCCAAGCUCUCAUUGGAGGAGUUUCACGCGUUAGCUGAAGAGCUCUUGGGACCUGAUAAAGAUCUGCAUAAUAAGCUCGUGGUGUCGCUGCUAAGUACAGUGUCUCAGGAGGUGGGGAACGAAGAGCUACAGAGGAGCCUAAAGUUGUCUUUAGCUCUGGAAAUGCAAGACCAUAAUGGAGAAGAGGAAAGAAAAGAGACUGCAGUCAAUGGAGGCUAUGUCAGGAGUACUAAUGAAGACCCACUACUCCAGUUUGUCAAGAAAAAAGGCACCAGAUAUGAUUCUGAGCAGCCACGACAAGAACCACUCGGAUGUAAACGACCAUAUAGCAGCAUCGUACCUGCUAACAACAAUACGGAGGAGACGGGUGUGACCUGGUUUGUGCUGCAUUCCUUAGCAGCAAAGAAGCUCAUGCAUCUUGAUCGGGAUGAGCGGCUUGCUAGCGACCACCCAGACCACCAGUCGGCACAGCUACUGAUGGGACUUGGUAAAUUGGCAACGACGAUAAACCCGUCGUCUAUCGCCGCCACGCCCAUAUCGACGCCUUCCAACAGCAGCAGAGGUUUCAAGCCACAUGCAUCGACAGCAAGCAGGCGAGAAUAA
Messenger RNA from Peronospora farinosa, 717 nucleotides. The record is from the annotation of a GenBank genome assembly. Lineage: Eukaryota; Oomycota; Peronosporomycetes; Peronosporales; Peronosporaceae.